Messenger RNA from Trichosporon asahii var. asahii CBS 2479, 1077 nucleotides. RefSeq lists its product as uncharacterized. Gene Ontology annotation, cellular component: mitochondrion. The record is from RefSeq and is a predicted model, not a curated record. The transcript has 4 exons. NCBI's taxonomy places the organism in Eukaryota, Fungi, Basidiomycota, Tremellomycetes, Trichosporonales, Trichosporonaceae. Bases 1 to 1077 code for a protein of 358 amino acids. Gene Ontology annotation, molecular function: FAD binding; catalytic activity.
AUGAACAAGGUCCGCUCGUUCGACCCCGUCUCCGGCAUUCUUGUUGUUGACGCCGGAGCGAUCCUCGAGACCACUGACAACUUCUUGGAAUCGCAAGGAUUCAUCUUCCCUCUCGACCUCGGAGCCAAGGGCUCCUGUCAAAUUGGCGGCAAUGUCGCGACCAACGCAGGAGGCUUGCGCCUUCUCCGCUACGGUUCUCUGCACGGCACAGUUCUAGGUCUCGAGGUUGUCCUCCCGGACGGCACCAUCUGGAACGGGUUGAGCAAGUUGAGGAAAGACAACACCGCCCAGAACGUCGCCGCGUUUGCUGUCUCUUCGUACGAAGGUGUCCAAGAGGUCUUUGCGGACGCCAAAAAGUAUCUCGGCGAGAUCCUUUCCGCAUUCGAGUUUUGGGAUGCUCAAGCUUACACGCUUGUCCGCAAGGUUCUCGAGGAAAAUGGCGUGGAACGUGAGGUCUUCGAGGAGGAAGGUCCCUUCUACUGCCUUAUCGAGACCGGUGGCAGUAAUGCUGAGCACGACGCAGAGGAUCUUAUGGAGAAGAACAAGGUCCUGACUGGCGUACUCUCCCAAGACGACACGCAGUUUAAAUCUAUCUGGGCACUCCGUGAACUCCUUCCAGAGUCUUGCGGAAAAGCUGGGGCCGUCUACAAAUACGAUCUUUCCGUGCCCGUUGGCGAGAUGUACGAGAUCGUGGAGAAGAUGAGGGAGAGGCUCCGCGAGAGGGGGCUGCUCAAGGGUGAUGGAGCGGCCGGUGACCCUAUCCGUGCUGUUGUAGGAUAUGGGCACAUGGGCGACGGUAAGUGUCGUGAGCAUUUGUCACCGCUGAUAGCAGGCAACCUCCACCUGAACAUCGUUGCCGACAAGUACACGGACGAGAUUGAACAAGCCAUCGAACCCUACGUGUACGAGAUUGUCUCUGAGAAGUCGGGUAGUAUCUCCGCUGAGCACGGCCUCGGAGUCAUGAAAGCACCCCACGUCCAUUACUCCCAGUCCGACGUGUCCAUCGAUCUGAUGCGCAAGCUGAAGCACCUGUUCGAUCCGAAGGGUGUCCUCAACCCUUACAAGUACAUCCAGUGA